Messenger RNA from Tachysurus vachellii, 3095 nucleotides. RefSeq names its product CXXC finger 4 (gene cxxc4). Gene Ontology annotation, molecular function: zinc ion binding; methyl-CpG binding. The coding region runs from base 357 to 1220 and encodes 287 amino acids. NCBI's taxonomy places the organism in Eukaryota, Metazoa, Chordata, Actinopteri, Siluriformes, Bagridae. The transcript has 3 exons. The record is from RefSeq and is a predicted model, not a curated record. Gene Ontology annotation, cellular component: nucleus.
CUCGCGCCGCCAUAGUUCUUUAUUUUUCUCUCGUUUUCGGCUUUAAGGCGUUUUUUCUUCUUUUCUUUAUUUUCUUUUUCUUGUUGGAUUUGUCUCAUAGCGGGAGGAUGGCGCUUCUGUCCUGUGCUUUUCUCCUUCAUCUGUCCAUCAUGAGCCGCUAACUGGAGUCCGGACUUUCUCUCUCUCUCUCUCUCUCUCUCUCUCUCUCUCUCUCUCUCUCUCUCUCUCUCUCACUUACACACAUUUUGGUAGUGUCCAGUGGAAUAAUCGCAGGAUGCCAAGGCAUUAGUCUCGGAGGAGUUUAUUGUUGAAAAAGGACCGACUCUCUACCUCAGCGCCAAAACCAACGAGCGGCCAUGUCAAACAUAAACAGUGGGCUCUGCAUUGAGAGCGGCGCUAACGCAGAUGUGUCUCUGUUACAAAAGGAUGCCCUUCAGGAAGCCGGAUUAAACCAGCUGUUGGAUUACAACGCAGAAAUUGAACGUUAUCGCUCUUUUGCAAACUUUUACAAAACAAAUGGAGCAUUUCCACAGAGUGCCAAGAUCGCCCGCAUCACCACACCCAUCUUCCCCAGUGCACGGAUCGGUGUAUCGCCGUGGAACUGUGACAAUGCUGUGCUCUGGGGACGCAAGUCAGCACCAAUCCACCCAAACAGAACCAGGAGCGACUCGUCUCAGCGGCCCGGGAAACCCGAGACCUUGCAGAUGGCAAACAGUAACUUCCUGUCUACGUUAUCAUCGGAGCACUGCAGGCCGUUAGCGGGGGACUGCGUCAACAAGCUGAAGUGCGGCGGUGGUGCUGAAGCGGAAAUAAUAAACCCGACAUUCUCUGCACUCCCAGCUCUGGGGGGCAUUUCUUUACCUCCCGGGGUCAUCGUUAUGACAGCACUGCACUCUCCUGCCUCUGCAUCUGCCGUCACAGACAGCGCCUUUCAGAUCGCCAACCUGGCAGACUGCCAGCAGCAUAACAGUAAUCACAGUAAUCACAUUUCUUCUCCUGUGUCCGGAGGAAACGCCGCCAAAAAAAAGAGGAAGCGCUGUGGAGUGUGCGCCCCCUGCAGGCGGCUCAUUAACUGCGGUGUCUGUAGCAGCUGCCGAAACCGCAAGACUGGACACCAGAUCUGCAAAUUCCGCAAAUGUGAAGAGCUGAAGAAGAAACCAGGCUCAUCACUUGAGAGGACGCCGGUGAGCAGCGGAGAGGCGUUUCGAUGGUUCUUCUAGUGCCAAAGAAACACAGCAUCAUGCCACAUUACUCAAUAACAGACUCAAAAAAGUGGAUUUAGAAGCUCCAGAACAUGGAACUGAAACCAAACCUCACCUGAACAACAACAAAAAUCACAGAAACAAGAGACAGAAAGAAGGAAAAGAGACGAGAGAGAGAGGGAGAGGGAGAGGGAGGGUGGACAAGAGAAGGUUUAACUAUGUAAUUUGAUUAUUUCUUGUGUAAUUAGCAACAUUUUCAUUGUCUCUGCGUGUUCAGUGUCGUAGCUGAUCAAGCUACGUAUGCUAAGUUAUAGACAAUCAGCACCUGGAAUAAACCAUGCAAUUGGAAUAUACAAUUUACCUGGAAUAUACCAUUCACACAGAGGAUGGUGUGAUCAUGCUGAAUGUCUUGGAGCUGUGAGUCGAGGUGACUGAAGGACAUUCAACAACAGGAGGUCAUCUAUGAAGCUAGAAUAAACCACUCCUGAAGAGAUUGGGGAGGAUCAGAUACAAUCUGUCUGUCUGUUCAUCUGUCUAUCUGUCCUUCUAUCUUCUCUAUCUGUCUCUGUCCAUCUCUCUGUGUGCACAUCCUUGCAUCUCUCCAUCCAUCUUUCUACCUAUGAUUGGAAUAAACCAGUUCUGAUCAGAGGUAGAGGAUGAUCAUUCAUGAUCUACUUAAAGCAUCCCACUAUUGUCAUUUGACCUUAUCGAAUGAGUGUAAUGAUGUCAUAUAUAUGAUAUCACACACAGAUACGAUCAGUCGCCUCGACAAACUGCUGUCGGACGAUACAGAAGGAGGAAAUGCGAUUGUACGCCAGACCUGCAGCAAUAAUCAGAAAACGAAAUUCUUCAGAGUUUCAGUUGAUUUUACGCACCGGGAUGAGAGACACAGCCAAUAACAGUUCUGUACUUUUUCCUUUAAUUUUUCAUUGUUCUGAUGUUAUGCAGGGCAUAUUGUCUUGCUAACAACGUGUUGUAAUUUUUAAUUUGUGAUGUGAAAUGUCUUGAUUUUUGGAAAAACACUGGAUACUUGAUUGUUUUGGGUGAAAUUAAUUAGUAACAAUGUGCUGUACAGGAGUAAAGGAAGGCUGUGUAUUUAUUAUGUAUUUCUCUGCCCAGGGAUCCUCACUUUGAAGUUAAUUAGCAGCUAAAGUUUCAUCUAUUCUGAGAUGAAGUUAGCAAAAUGGGUUACAAAAUGAAAUAAAAUUAAAUUGAAUAGUAAUUUUUAUUAAAGUUAUUAGUGUAGAAACUAAACGUCUAGCUCAUUUAUUGCUUUAUAGAUCAAGGUCUUGUUACACAGAGUAGCUAGACGUUCACAACUAAUCACCUGACUUGCAAUACCUGGGCAGAAUACUUUAUAAUUACACACAGUUUCUCUGAACUUCUGUAGGUUUGAGGCACAAGUGAAUCAAUUAAAGUUACAUUUCUAAAUUGCUAAAAUAUCUACUAGCUCUCACCACCAAGUGUAAUGAAGAGAGAAAAAGAAAACAGUAACUCUAGAGCUUAAAUUUCCUCUCAGAAUCUCUGCCAGAUCAGCUCAUUAUAGCUAGCUGGCUAAUGUUAGCACUUAAUGUUACGACCUUUUAUCAUGAUUUAAAAAUUCCUCAAAGAAAUUCUGUCAGAUUAUUUUGUGUUUCCAAGCUGGCUAAAGUUAAAAGAUAUUUAUGAAUGAUUUAAAAGGUUAAACUUGUCUGGUAUAACAGAUCAGAUCUGUAUUCACGUAAACCCCAGAAACUAAAAUUAUGGUGUUAAAAACGUGACCAAUGUAUCUCGCUAGUGCUAAUGCUAGCUCUAAUGCCCUGCUGUUGCAUGUGUAUCUGUGUUUUGGGUUUAAAGAUUACUGAGUUUGUAUAUUGUCGUUGUGAUGCUUUUAUGUGUUCAAAUGAAAGGAAA